UGCCCAGUAUUUCCCAAAUCGAGAUAAAUAUCCAGCGUACACUUCAAUGUAAAUUUUGAUAAGACGAUGGGCGGGCAACAACAGCUAUUUGGGACUUUUGGUGUAACCAUUGUAACCAGAAAUAAUGCAAUCUUACUAAGUGUGACACAUUUUCAGUAGCCGUUGAAAUAGCGCUGCCUCUAACGUAGAAUCUCCAGUCCCAAGAUUUUUAGACCCUGUUUCACCACCAAUCAAUUAACGUCCCCGGGUUACUAAUCGUUGCGAUGUUCGUACUACUUUAACUCAGCUAAAUCGAUAGCUUGUUUUUGACGUCAUGUUGAUGCAUAAUUCACGACUAGCUCUUACUGAAAUUUAAACCGAAGUCCAAAAAACAUUAGUAACGCGCGUCUGUCCUCUUCGAAAUAUUGCUAACUCGGGUUGAUUGAUUAUUGAUUUGUAAAACAGUAUAACCAUAUUUAGUCAAAUUGAUAUUGAACAGGCACUUGUAGCGUGAUGAAAUGACUCCUUGUAGUAUAGGGUGUGGUGGGGAUGGCCGGCGGUUCGUUACGCUUAACCCUUUUUCCACCUUUCUUACACGCGUUCAAUAUACUUUGUCAACAGCACAACGCAUUAUGAAUAAAAAAUUGAUUAGUUUAUUUUCUUAUCAAAGAAUCGAGUACGUCUUGCGCUAUACAGCGACGAUGUAUUUGAAUGUCCGGACAUAAAAACUUGUUUUCCUCCAUUGCUGUUUGAAAGGCUUCUAAACUAUCAAUGGCGAAUGAUCUCUUUCGGUCUCUGUCACCUGUUUUCUGGUUUCUGCGUCUAACGGGUGGAACGCCUUUCUUUCACAGCGGAUCAUCAGCUGGAAUUUUGGGUUUCCGUUGGUGUCAUCCGCAGACGUUCUGGUUUGCUUUCGUCACCCUCGUUCAUCUCAGUUUUAUCUCAGCCCAAGUGUUUGGAGGCCUUUUUACUUUGAAAGAUAAUUCCACAAUAGUUGAAAAUUCUAGCGUUAACAGUUCAACUAUUCGUUUAACUAACACCAUCUCGCAGGCUCGUUAUCUUAUAGAUACAUUUUUCCUAUCCAAAUUUAUUCACUUUCAUUUGGCCAGUCUUCAAAAUUUGUUUGAGAACUUGAAUUGUGUUGAUGCUGUUUACCCCAUAGCUUUCACUGAUGUCCAACGAGCUCGAAAAAUAAUUGUUAUUGGAAUCUUUGUUAACCUUUUUUGGGUAAACAAUGUUUUCGACGAUUUUCAUGCAACCGUUUGGCCAUGUUUAGCUUUGAUUGCUGUAACCAUUUACCGUACUUUUAUCUCUAGCACGUAGCUUUCUUGAUCAAUGGAUUCAUUUUUCAAGUGCAUUUAAACGAGCCCGAUUGGAUGCUGAUCGUUCGAAUAUUGAAUAACUUAAUGCACGCUGUUGGCCAAUUGCAUUCCAACAUGUUGGUGAUUUUGUUUGCCAGCUUGUGCUAUAUGGUUGGUCUUCGUUUCGGUGGUCUCACAAAGACGUUACAGCAGCUUAUCGUUACUGACGGCACAUUCCGGUUAACCUGUAAUGGAUGGACAAACGUCACAGCUGAAUCGCCAAAUAAAAAUCCUUGCAACACUCGCCCUUCUACGCAAAAUCAAGUACUUCCUGACGAAUCGUUGUCUGAUGUCGAUCGACCUGCUACAGCGAUGAAAGAAUUACGUUACCGUCCAUUGACUUUGCGUUUAGUUUUUCUGAAAACGAUUUACUUGACGCUGUGCGAGGCAGUGUUAACCCAUCUGAACAAAGCCUUCGGGUUGUCUUUGCUGUUCUACCUGAUCUCCAAGUUGAUCAGUGCUUCGAUAGGAUGUCAUGGAUUUUUGCAGGACUUGAUGAAUCUCUCUCUUGGCUUAUUUUGGUUUUUUGUUAAUGUUCCGGACAUCACUGGCAUUUUCGUCUUAUUCCAAUCUGCCGACUACGUCCGUGGCGAGGUGAAACAGUUCUUUAGUUUAGUGGCCCAAAUUUCGACGCAAGAUCUAUCCAUAGUGGAGCGCAGUGAAUUACAAACUUUCAUUUUGCAAGUGCAAGGGGAGUCUAUUGAAUUAUCCGUCUGCGGACUCUUUAAGUUGGGCAAGCAACUACUCCCCGCGGUUGCCGGGACGAUAGCUACCUACAUGUUGGUCCUAUUCCAGUUCAAUCAAUAGAGGAACCACCCGUCAUUACUGCGUUCUACUUUGUUCGAGCAGCUAAACAUCCUCUGCAGCAAGGCAAGUUGUAUCCGGCAAUAACAGAUGUGGCCAAUGUACUUGAUGCGUCCUUUUCCCUUUUGAAUUCAUGUCGAUGGUAUUGCAAAACACGUUGGCAGUCCCUAUGAUAAAAUCGCAAACCAGUGUAGAGCACAAGAAACAACCUCGUUGUGUGGAAUACUAGCCGUUCGUAAAAGAAUCCGACACUUGUAUUCGUAAUAUAAUAAAUCUGUCUAACCUGGGGUUGCGGGAAAGCAUUGAGGGGCUCAACUAGGCCAUCGUCAAAAGUUAUGGCACUCGUUUCAAAUGCUCCCUACGCUAGGCUCUUUCCCAGACGAAGCAACGUGAAUGGUAAAUCAAUACUCUUUUGGCUCGUGAACCACCCAGAGCUUCUUUUAGUAGUUCUGAUGCAAAGGCAAAUCAGCAAAAAGAAAUUUGAUGCAGCAUCCACGACUGAUGUUUUUGCAGCAUCAUUUUGCACGUAAGAUAAUGGGUGGGUGUUUGUUUGACGGCUACCACUUCACUUCUGCUUGUGUGUCAUGAUACAUUGAU
Messenger RNA from Daphnia carinata, 2741 nucleotides. RefSeq lists its product as uncharacterized. Gene Ontology annotation, cellular component: neuronal cell body; dendrite; axon. The transcript has 6 exons. Gene Ontology annotation, biological process: sensory perception of taste. The coding region runs from base 1356 to 2147 and encodes 263 amino acids. Lineage: Eukaryota; Metazoa; Arthropoda; Branchiopoda; Diplostraca; Daphniidae. The record is from RefSeq and is a predicted model, not a curated record.